GCCAUCCCCUUCCUUUCUUUGUCUGUCUGCUGGAGGGGGAACAAACAGGGUGGAAGAGAGAGAGAGACACACAGAGAGAGACAGAGAGAGAGAGAGAGAGAGAGAGAGACAGACAGAGAGAGACAGAGAGAGGGGAGGGGGAGAGGGGGACGAGUGUGCAGGAAGAAAGGAAAGAAAGAAAGAAUGAAGGAACUGCAGUCAUCUGUGUGACACCGUCUGUCUGUCAGAGACUGGAAGUGAAGUCAGGUGCUGUUGUUGUGGUGUCACACUUCUGCACUGGAGGGAUUCCCACACACACUAGUGUGGCUGGAUGUAUCACACAGAGCACCAGUAUUCUGGCCGGUACUCAUGGGACUCCUUCCCCUCUGGCGGUUCCAGCAGGGCUUCAUGGGCUCCCGGCUCCAGCCGCCACUUGCCCCCUCCAUCCAGGGGCAGUGGUGGAGGGUACCAGUCAACCCUGAGCCAUGCGUCAGGAAGAAACUAUCACAAAGCUUAUAACAAUAGACCUCCGGAGUUCAACAGGCACAGAGUUCAUGAUCACCCCAGAGAGAGAGGGCCAAACAGUAGAGAUCGAGUCACAUCAUGGUCUUGGGGUUCGAAUCAGCACCAGAACCCUGACCGGCCCACUAUGAAUGGAUACAGCUCAGGAUGUGGAGGACGUGUUCCCAAUAAUCAGCCUCCAAGGUAUGGAGGCCCUCACCAGCAGCACCGGACCCCAACGGCAGACAGAUGGAGUCCAGUGGCCUCAUCCAGAUCAUUUCAAAGUCCCUCAAUUAAACGUCCGGCCCCCAGAAACCCCUCACCAUCAAGAGAUGACUGUCCCAGCAAGAGAAGUAAAAGCGUCAGCUCACACCAGGCUCUUCACUCCAAAAUUAAGCACCCUAUGCCUAUGAAUCGCCCUCCCUUGUCUCAUUUCCCUCGCACCUGUAGUCCUCCAUACCGCAGUGAUGCCCAAUGGAGUCAGUCAAAUAAGAGACAGUCUGCUUCAGGCUUUCAAGAGUCUAGUCAGUCCAACAGCAGAGAUCACCUCCACAGGAUCCAUCCAGCGUUCUCAUCUACCCUUGGUGGCCCUGGCCAAGAUUUCCACAGCUCAAAGUCCCUGAAACUCGGCCACCUCCACUCUUAUGGCCACCAAACCCAUGAUCACCUGGGAUCCCAUGGAACCAAAGGGGACUGGGAACGUUCUGUACCGCCCUCACCAGCAAACCUCACCAGAGUGCCUUAUAGCCCCCAGCACCAGCCUCCAGCGGGCCCACACUGGCACCCAGUACCUCAUGCCAGCCGUGGUUCACCCACGCCAGCCUGGAAGGACAAGCAGAGCAGUGAAACCAGGCGCUCUGGUCUAGGGCCUGAAGAGUGGCAGCAACUGCAAGGGCUGAAAGAGGGAGGGCGGCAUCACAGCACCCCAAAACACACCCAGCUCCAUUGCAGCCCUGAAGGCAGAAGUGUUCGAUAUGGCACCACCUGUGGGAGAGCAAGCCUGUCCCCAAGCCCUGAACCUGGGUCCAGCUCUCAGAGGCUAGAGGGGAAGAAAAUCAGGGUUUCUAAACACCGAGCUCCAUCGACUUACACUAAGCCCAGCCACUCUAACCAUGGUGGCCAGGAGAGCCCAAUUCGUCGGCUGGACACAGACAUGUUAAAGCAUGUAGAAACCAAGAAGAGACACCGAGAGCGAGAGAGAAAACAAGAGAGGAAAGGGGAGGAGGGGGCAGAUGAACGAAAGGCAAGGCUACUAAGAAAACUAGAGGCAAAGAAAAAGAAAAAGGAGAGGCAAGAGAAAAGGGGCCACCGGGAAAGGAAAGGAAGCCAUAGAAAAGGGGGACAGUCUGAUAGAAAUACAAAAGAUGAGAGGAAAAGAGCAAGGAAAGCAGAGAGAAAUGGCAUCAAGAAAGGAGAAAAGGACCAUUUAAGAAGAGAGAUGUCUCCCCAGACUCCUUGUGAGUCACCGAGUAAAAGUCCAGACUCAGCCAUCUUUGAGUCUCCGCCCCCGGCAGCUUUUACAGACACAUCACUGUGUAUUCCCAAAUACACAAAACAUGAAGAAGAGGAGGAGUCCAGCUGUGACUCUGACUCUUCACACACCUCAGGGUUCAUUUUGCCCUCCACUCCCCCUUUAGCAAAUCAGAACCAUCCGCUUCAAUGUCAAUCAAAGGACAUUGCUAAUAACAUAACCUCAGAAAGUAACAACAGCCUGCCAUCCUCUGAGCCUACAAGUCCAAACACCAGCAGUUUUGGGACUCAAGACAAGCAGCUUGACCAGGAGGACAUUACCUCUGAACCCCCUGCUAGCAGUGAGCAGGAGUUGCCACUGUUGGAUCACUCCAGUGGUUUAGAGGAAAAAAUUCCUAAGCCUGAGGAGAAGAACCAACAUGCUCCAGAUCUACUUCCUGCCCACAGCAAUUCUAUGGAGGACCAUCUGCGACUGGAUCCCUCAGCUAGCCCCCCGGUACUGAGCUGGCAGGGCUCCCCUGUUUCAGAUCUCAGUGAGGAAGAGGAGGAUGAAGCAGGGGCUAACAUAGCAGGAGUAAUCAGGAGACCAGUCCUCCAGCCAAGCCCCACUCAUUCUUCUCCAAUCCAAGACCCAGAGGAAAUCUGGAAAGAGCCAGGUCAUCCCAUGGAUCUGGACUACCGCCACAGUGACUUGGCAAAACUGUAUGGCAUUGCUGAGUCUUUAAAAGUUAUGGAGGAAGAAGAAGACAAAGAACCCUUAGCAGAGCAGCAGGACAGUAGCACAACAACCUCUCAGGGACCACAUCUGCAUGACACUGAUGAUAUCAUGGCCACAGACAGCCAUAAGUACACCUACAGAGGUGGCCCCUUUGGUCGGCCACCUCCCAACACAACGGCUAGGGUCAAAUACUCUUCCUCACUCUCACUGGGACCAGAGAUACACCAUCCAGAGCAGCACAGCCCAACCUCCACAUCCCCAAGAGCUGUGUCUCCAGUGGCCAUGCCCUUGACCAGCCUUUCCCCUUCCAUAUCUACCUCAGACCUUUCAAAGCCUGACAACAACAUGCAGGCAAAUGAAGAGAAAAAAGAGGACAGAGUUGUUCAGAAGGAAGGUGAUGACAUUAUCGAAGCUGUAGAAUCAUUAAAAAAACCAAUCUGUACCUCUUUGGUGAAGGAGAAUGAGGUCAAGGUGUUGCCCUCUGCCUUGUCGCCUGCUACCUUGCAGGCUAAACUGGCACACAGCUGUGAAGUGCUGCUGAACCAGAGCCCCAGUACCCUCCUUUCAUCAGAAGUGAACAGUGGAAAGGAAAAAUCUAAAAGCAAACUGGAGAAGAAGAAGCAAGGGCAAGGCAGGGACAGAAAGAGAGAGCAGCAGAAGAAUCAGACAACAAAGACCGGCAGCAGUGAUAUAACAGAGCCAAGUAUCAGAGAGGGAAGACAGCAUAAAAAGCAGAAAAGGAAUGCCAAAAGUGAGAAACAGCAUUGCUCGUCUGGUAGUGAACCUGCCAAACAGCUUGCCAAGGUCUGCAACAAACAAGAGGUAGUAGAGAGGAAGCCAACAGAGACAGCAAAGGAGCAAAGAAAAGGGGAUAAGGAGAGAGCCAAAGCUAAAGAGGAAAACAAGGAGGAAGAUGCAGAAAUGACAAAAACAAUCUUGUCCAGCGGAAAUGGCUCCAGUACAGCUCCAGCUGUUCGGGUUCUGUCCUCUGUGCCGCUGAAAGAGCUAAAGAUUCAGCUGGUGAAGCUCAAGAUCAGUGGGAGGCAGACCUUCAUUGCCUCCGAGUUUGAGCAGAAGAGGAUCCCGCUGAAAGAGAUUAGCAUCAACAACAGUGCAGCAGAGAUCAUUAGAGCCUGCAAAGAUGCGAAGGUGCAGGGUCGUUUCCGUGAGUCCUAUCUGCUUCCUUCUUUGUCUGUGAAGCCUGUGCUGAAUGUCGAGUCUCAGAUUCCCCGAGAGAAGCUCAACCCGCCCACGCCCAGCAUCUAUCUCGAAAGUAAGAGAGAUGCAUUUUCUCCGGUGCUGCUCCAGUUCUGCACAGAUCCCAAAAACCCGGUUACUGUUAUCCGAGGCCUGGCAGGAUCACUCCGACUCAACCUGGGUUUGUUCUCCACUAAGUCUCUGGUGGAGGCGAACGCUGAACAUGCAGUGGAAGUGAGGACUCAGGUGCAGCAGCCGGCUGAUGAGAACUGGAACACGACCGGCUCAGCUCAGACGUGGCCGUGCGAGAGCAGCCGAUCUCACACCACCAUCUCCAAGUACGCGCAGUACCAGGCCUCCAGCUUCCAAGAGAGCCUACAGGAAGAGAAGGACAGCGAGGAUGAAGACGAAGGAGAGAGUAAAACAGAGUCAGAAUCACAGACUCCAUCCAGUAGCCCUUCCUGCACACAGAACUCAGAGCAGAAGUCCUUCGGCAAAAUCAUCAAGUUUGGUACCAACAUCGAUCUUUCUGACCCAAAGAGGUGGAAGUCGCAGCUGCAGGAGUUGUUGAAGUUGCCCGUGUUCAUGCGCGUCUCCUCCACGGAGAACAUGCUGAGCCACGUCGGACACACCAUCCUCGGCAUGAACACCGUCCAGCUGUACAUGAAGGUCCCAGGCAGCCGCACACCAGGACACCAGGAGAACAACAACUUCUGCUCGGUGAACAUUAACAUCGGCCCUGGAGACUGUGAGUGGUUUGCUGUACAUGAGCACUACUGGCAGGCCAUCAGCCACUUCUGUGAGAAGAACGGAGUGGACUAUCUGACGGGUUCGUGGUGGCCGGUUCUGGAUGAUCUAUAUCGCUCCAACAUCCCCGUGUACCGUUUUAUCCAGCGUCCCGGAGAUUUAGUGUGGAUUAACGCAGGAACCGUUCACUGGGUUCAGGCCGUCGGCUGGUGCAACAACAUCGCCUGGAACGUGGGGCCGCUAAACUCCUAUCAGUAUCAGCUGGCCCUGGAGCGCUUUGAGUGGAAUGAGGUCAAGAAGGUCAAAUCGAUUGUUCCCAUGAUUCACGUCUCCUGGAACGUAGCCCGUACAAUCAAGAUCACCGACCCAAACACUUACAAAAUGAUCAGACAUUGCCUCCUGCAGUCAAUGAAACACAUCCAGAUCCUGAGAGAGCAGCUCAUAGCAGAAGGGAAGAAGAUCUGCUACCAGAGCCGCGUGAAGGACGAGCCGGCCUACUACUGCAACGAGUGUGACGUGGAGGUGUUUAACCUGCUCUUCGUCACCAGCGAGAACAGCAGUAGGAAGACGUAUGUGGUGCACUGCCAGGACUGCGCUCGUCGGAGGUGCUCCACCCUCAGCGGAGUCGUCGUGCUCGAGCAGUACAGAGUGGAGGACUUGAUGAACACCUACGAUAACUUCAGCCUGGCUCCUGCGCCGUGUUCAAAAUGAACCCAAGGUGUUUGAUGUCACACAGCCAUGACCAAAUCUCCUGCUCGCUCGCCAGCAGCAGUGCCAACGUUCAGUUCUCUUGUUUAUUUUUUAUCAUUAUUUUUAUUGUUGUUAUUAUUUUUUAAAAUCAAAAACCACUACUGCGGACUCUCCAAUCCACAAGCUGUUUACUCGACACUGUUUACAGAACCACAUCAGCAGGUGCUUCAUUGACUCGCUCGUCUUCCCCCUUCACCAGCUACUGGAGUCACGACGCUGUUACGACGCUGUUACGACGCUGUUACGAUGCGUUAUAAGCGCUCUGAGGUCAGACUGGCCAGAGACGUGCCACACACAUACACACCGGCACACACUGGACCCAGGCGCGUAAUACAAACUGUGUUUUUUUUUAAAUGAAGCUCUCACACACACACACACACACACACACACACAAAGAGCAAACAAACUGCUGUGAUCGUUCACAAUCGCCGAAACAUGUGAACUCAUUCAGGUACUAUUGUAGUUUACAUUUAUGCAAAUGUCUCAGUUUAUUUAUUCGGCGUCUCUGGUGCUUUUAUACGACACGAUAUAACAGCAGGGGAAGGAGCCACACACACACACACACACACACACACACACACACACACACACACACAGGCAUUACGAGGGGUUGCUACAAUGAUAUUGUCAUGAAUACAUUUACUACAACGCUAAACUUUCUAAAUGCUGUUUGCAUACUGAUCUGGGUGCUAUUAUUUUUACUUUUUUAUUUUUUUAAUUUUUAAAGGUUUUCAAAAAGAGAGAAAAAAACUUUAACACCAUUUUGGCCUUGUGACAGAUUUAAAAUGGAAAAAAAAAACAAAAAAAAUGAAGAAAGCAGUAAUGCAAUAUUAAUGAUUUUUACUACAAUAUUGCAUUUUUCUCAGAGCAUUAACAAUUUUCACAAAUGUUAAAAAAAAAAACAACAACAAUACGGGUUCAAAUCUUAUUUGCAUUUGUCCAGAAAACCUUGUGAGUGUUUAGUGAUUUUUUUAAUUAUUACUAUUGUUUAAAAAAAAAAAAAAUAAUGAUUCCUGUUGUUUUUUUGUUUCUUUAGUCUUGUUUGUUCUGCAUUUUUUUGAAGAAUUUGAUUUGCAUUCUUUUUUUUUUUUUUGAAAUUGUGAUUUAUUUAUUCGACUGCUUCGGGUGUAUUUAUUAAAGCGUACGUGGUGCUCCUCUUAACGAGGGAAGUCCAGAUUUUGUAAAUGAAUUUUCAAUAAUUAACCCUUUCAGACCCAUUUUGAAGGCACAACAUCAUUUGUAAAGAAAAACAAAACAAAACAAAACAAAACAUUAAAUUCAUUCACAUUAUAAAAUUAAAUAGCAAUUCGGAACUAUUCUCUGAUUGGUUAACGAAUAGCCUGCUAACAGCCAAUCAGUGGAGUUUAUGUGUUUGAAUGAGUCAUAAUGGUGACGUGGGUCUGAAGGGGUUAAUUGUGCUGAUUUCUGAGGUGGUGCUGAAGCUGAGAAGGAGGACGUUUAAUUCGUGAUGGUGCUUGAUCCCCCUUGGCUCGGCUGUCCCUCGGCGUGUAUAUGAUCUAGAGAAUUACAUAUGAAUAUUAACGAUAUUAAUCUCACAGCUUGGUGCUUAGAACAAAGUCUGUACAACCUGAAUGUCUUUGUACUGUAUCAGAUUAAAGAAUUCGUUUUUACCUUUUUUUUUCCAUUCCAUGAAAUGAAAUAAUAUGAGAUGUCGUGCUACCUGUGGAUGACGACUAUCAUAAUCGCUCUUCUUUACGAUCUUUUUAAUGAUGAUAUUUCUCUUGCAGAUUUCGAAGAGACUGUGGUUGGUUGCUUUCUCUCCACUCGUCUCUUGAGUGUUGAUUUUUUUUCCCACUCUUUAUGAUUUAGGAUUUUAUUGUAAAAGGUAAAAAAAGAAAGAAAGAAAGAGAGAAAGAAAGAAAGAAUGAAAGAAAAAAUAAGAAAAAAAAAACCUGAGCCAGACCUGUCUUAAACACCUGUGUGAUUUUUGUGUGUCAUAAUUGAUAUAAUAUUAAUAAUACCUAAGAUUGAAAAAAGAAAUAAAAGCAUUUUCAUAAAUUCAACAA
Molecule: messenger RNA, 7389 nt
Organism: Pangasianodon hypophthalmus (striped catfish)
Lineage: Eukaryota; Metazoa; Chordata; Actinopteri; Siluriformes; Pangasiidae
Gene: kdm6bb
Product: lysine (K)-specific demethylase 6B, b
Exons: 21
Coding region: 311-5323 (1670 amino acids)
Biological process (GO): heart development; regulation of gene expression
Cellular component (GO): MLL3/4 complex
Molecular function (GO): chromatin DNA binding; RNA polymerase II cis-regulatory region sequence-specific DNA binding; histone H3K27me2/H3K27me3 demethylase activity
Source: RefSeq, a predicted model, not a curated record